Molecule: messenger RNA, 833 nt
Organism: Aphanomyces astaci
Lineage: Eukaryota; Oomycota; Saprolegniomycetes; Saprolegniales; Verrucalvaceae
Exons: 1
Coding region: 13-729 (238 amino acids)
Source: RefSeq, a predicted model, not a curated record
UAGAGGAAGCAAAUGGGCGUGUUAAAUAAGUUAAUGAACCUAACGAGUCUAUGGAGUCAAGGUUGCUUGGCGUUAAAUAGCCACCGUCUUCUUCUCCAGCAGGUUCUGCACCAAAGCCUUCGUGUCUGCGAGUUCAGCUUGAAGCGACUGUACAAACGACAUGAGUUCGCGCAAGGUGGCUUGGACGUCGCCGUUUUGGCUUUCGGCAACUGGCAGUAUCGUUGCCACAGACGAAGUCGCUGCAUUGCCGCGCUUGACGCGUCGGCGGCGCUUGAUGGACUGGAGUUGGUCCGACUGACCGCGCACAAAGUCCCCGUGGCUGAACUCAAACACGACCUUGUUCUGGAGGUUGUACUUGGAUUUGCGGAACCCGUACGAGUUGAGUUGUCGGGCAAAGCUUUCAAACUUGAUGGGUUUGAAAAACUGGGGCAAAAUCGUCUUCUCCAACAGGUCGCUGUUGAACACGGCAAACGACGUGCCGUUCUUCGUCCACGCGGCAAUUGCUUCCGGGCAUUGCUCCAGCAUCACGUACAGCUUCUCCAGGUACUUGGUCGUGCGUUCGGCAAAGUUGAGGUCUUGAAGCGUCGUCGCCGACAAUUGUUUCUCGUCGGCACUGCUCCACGUUGUGGCGAUGGGCUCCACGUCCAAGAACGUCGCGUCGUCGUAGUCCAUCGAGUCUUCGCUGCCGGCGCCGCUCGACGUGUACUCGAAGAUGCCUUCGUUCAGUAGCUGGGUGAUGUCGGCGUCGGUCGAGUCGAGGAGGAGGGAGUGGUGGUGGUGGUGGUGGUCAAACGGCAUGAUGGUAGAAGCAGCGACUUCUUGGGGUGGACUGG